This is a messenger RNA of Mizuhopecten yessoensis (Yesso scallop), 1645 nucleotides long. RefSeq names its product derlin-1-like. The record is from RefSeq and is a predicted model, not a curated record. The transcript is spliced from 8 exons. Gene Ontology annotation, cellular component: endoplasmic reticulum membrane; Hrd1p ubiquitin ligase ERAD-L complex. Lineage: Eukaryota; Metazoa; Mollusca; Bivalvia; Pectinida; Pectinidae. Gene Ontology annotation, biological process: endoplasmic reticulum unfolded protein response. Gene Ontology annotation, molecular function: ubiquitin-specific protease binding; misfolded protein binding. Bases 115 to 867 code for a protein of 250 amino acids.
UGUAACUGAUACAAAAGUAAAAUUUAGUCAGCAGUUUUAAACUUCCGGUUUGCUGGUAACACGUCAGGGAAAAGAUUUUGUUGCAUGUUUUCGACAUUGAUCUAAAAAUCAAACAUGGCUUCAAACGAUAUUGGCGAUUGGUAUAGGGGGAUUCCCUUUUUGACAAAGUAUUGGUUUACUGGAUCCGUAGUGGUGCCAAUAUUGGCCCGAUUUGGCAUCUUGAAUCCGAUGUGGCUAUUUCUGCAUUUUGAGUCAGUUGUGUAUAAAUUUCAGUUUUGGAGACCCUUAACAUCUGUGCUGUUCUAUCCUAUAUCGGGAGGAAAUGGAUUUCAUUACCUAAUAAAUCUAUAUUUCUUAUAUUCGUACUCAACACGCUUGGAGACAGGUAUCUUCGAUGGAAAGCCUGCAGAAUACCUCUUCAUGCUGCUCUUCAACUGGUUAUCUUUGGUUAUAAUUGGACUUAUUGGUGAGAUCUUUUUGUUGAUGGACCCCAUGGUCCUAAGUGUUCUGUAUGUGUGGUGUCAGCUUAACAAGGACACAGUUGUACAAUUCUGGUUUGGAACACAGUUUAAGGCGAUGUACCUACCUUGGGUUCUGCUGGCUUUCAACAUGAUCCUAGGACAAGGGGGAAUCUCAGAGCUGCUCGGAAUCCUUGUUGGACACCUGUAUUUCUUUUUAAUGUUUAAAUAUCCUCAAGACUUUGGAGGAGCACGUUUUCUCACUGUACCAAGCAUAUUGUUCAAGUAUUUCCCGAACAGACGUGGAGGUGUAUCUGGGUUUGGAAUGGCACCAUCUAGUAGAAGACAACAACAAGACGAGGGCAAUCACGACAAUCACAAUUGGGGGCAGGGCAAUCACUUGAACUAGUCCUGAAACCAGCCUUCAAAGUCACAAUAUAAACAGAUGCCUCUUCUUCAUCACUAUUUAUAAAAUACGAAAUAAUUCCCCAUUUUCAUGAACAUUCCUUAAUCUAAGGUAGAUACUUAAGAUUUUCUAUAGGAAAGCAUGACUAAAGUUGCCUUAAAUUUUAGAACAAUUCUUUACUACAGAAAAGCUUCCUUAAGUGUAGGAAUGUCUGUGAAAAUAGGGACUGGCAGCUCGAUGCUUGCCUGCGGAAAAGCUUCAGUUAACGGAAUUUCUUUAAAAUCAAGAUUAUCCUUGAGCGUGGGGCCAGAUACUUUGUUGCAACUUGAAGUGUUCCCCACUAUAGGACAAACCUAUGGCAUAUAUCAUAUCAUUGAAAAAUGAUAUUUUUUUUUUCUAUAGUUUGAAUAGAGAUUAUUCCAUGUAUAUUUAUAUUGUCGGUGUUUGAGAAUUUGACAAGUGAAUUUUGAUUUACUGCAGAUUUGUGACAAUUUGACGCAUUGAUUGUUUCAAGGAGGUUACCACAAAUACUGCCAAGCCAAGCCGUUGGUCGCCUUAAGGGUUCCUGUGACCACAGAUCGUAAUUCACAGUUUUGGUAUUCGCUAAUCACCUGGAAGGUUCGUGCGACCAUAUACCUUACUUGAUUGUUUUUGUAGCCAUUGGUCACCCGAAAGGUUGGUGAAACCAGGGACUGUUCUGGGUACAUUACUGACAUACUGUUGAUGGGAUAUUUUGGUGUCGGCAUAAUGUAUACCUGCGGUUUUUCACAUUGUUCAAAUU